GAUUGUGGAAAAGCAACCGCCGAGUCAGUCGUAUCUGUGGAGUCGUGGUGGAUUGUUAGAGGAAGCAUAGCCAGCAGCAGCAUAUUGUUGCCCCCGAGAUUCGCAAUUGAUUCCUUCGGCGUGAAAAAAACGCGCAGCAGUGUAUUUUUUUUUCCUCGAGAAUUUUCAUUUCUUUUCCACUACCAAAGAGUGAUUGAGGCGAGAAAUAUAUUUUCAUUCAACUAUUUGGUGGAGUAAAUUGUAUAAACAUACGUAUAAAGCCCCAGUGCGUGGUGGGUGCUCUUUGAAGAUGCGAUUUUUAUGCGUGGAAAAGGGCAAAUAAUCCACACAAAAAAAAACUUCUAUUGCUCGCAAAGGAGAAAAAAAAAUUCACGACGCAAGGCAUCCCAGAUGGAAUGAAAUUAAUUGCUCCCACCACAAUUACAUUGUUUUUCACAUUGUGAGCACAUGGACAUUCACUAUGAGAAUUGUUCCUGGCAAGAAUCCUUCUAUUCUCACCCUAAUUGGCAUCUAUCUCCUUGCAUUGGUGCCCCCAAUAAAGGCGGAAAGCAGAAAUUCACGCAUAAAAUCAGAACCUGAUCAAUUGAAACACAUUCAACUAGUGCAGGGAAGUGAAGUGACACUGAGAUGUGGAAUAAGGAAUGAACAUUCGGAUUAUAUGGUCCCAUCGGAGAUUGAAUGGUUUUUUAAGGCAUGUGGCAAUGCUCCCAACAAGACAUCGUGCAAAUCCGAAUCAGAUAAAUCAUGGACAAGGUUAUCAUGCGAUGGUGCUCCCUGUCAACCUACGUUGGUGAUUAAAAAUCCCACAGAAGCCAAUUCCGGGCUCUACCGAUGCAGCAUGAACCCGUACCGGCCAGACAAUCGUACCGUGCUCGGGAUUCACGUGGUCAAUACGUACCAAUUGGAUGUGAUGUCGGCCGAUAUGGCGGAUUCUCCGCCGGAAUUUAUUGGGCAUGGAGCAAAUGUAUCCAUACCGCUGGAUGGGACAGCAGUGCUGCAGUGUAAGGUCUUCAGUAGGAUACCACCGUCAAUACGAUGGUUCCGUAGGCAGGAUAACAGCAGCAACUACCCAUCCUUCACGGGUGACAGCUACACGCAUGUCAUCCAGUACUUAGAGAGCACCUUCGAGAGUGUUCAGUCGGCUGGGCAGAAGCUCGUGGGACGUGAUACGUACUUAAGUAAGUUCAUUAUAAAUAACGUCGCAGAGGAGGAUAGUGGGAUCUAUGUGUGUGUCAGCAUGAACUACAACGGCUACCGCAUUCAGGAGACACUGCUACAUGUAAUUGGUCCCGAGAGGAAGCAUGUGAGGAAUCAAUUUUUCCUCCUCUUCCUCAUUCCCAUUCUCUUUGCCAUCAUCCCCGUGUCCAUGUGGCUGUGCUUCCAGCUCAGCCGGAAGCGACAGAGGAUGCAAAUGAAGAAUGCUAGUCAAAUUGCUCUGCCCGCAGAGACGGAUGCAAAUAUACCAUUGAGAAAUAAUACAACAAUCCUCAUUACGAACAACUACGACAACCGAAGGUAUACAACGCUCAAUAAUAAAUCCUACUGGUACUACCUCUAAAUCCUCUAAACUAAAGAAAAAAAAGGUCAUGUGAUAUACUAAAUAAUUAUGUAAAUAAAUAAUUUUUUGUUAAUAUUUUUUGUUGAAUAAAAAGAAUAAAAAAAAUUAAAUUGA
Molecule: messenger RNA, 1672 nt
Organism: Lutzomyia longipalpis
Lineage: Eukaryota; Metazoa; Arthropoda; Insecta; Diptera; Psychodidae
Product: fibroblast growth factor receptor-like 1
Exons: 4
Coding region: 461-1558 (365 amino acids)
Cellular component (GO): plasma membrane
Molecular function (GO): fibroblast growth factor receptor activity; fibroblast growth factor binding
Source: RefSeq, a predicted model, not a curated record